Priapulus caudatus is the source of this 755-nucleotide messenger RNA. Its product is annotated as EKC/KEOPS complex subunit Tprkb-like. Gene Ontology annotation, cellular component: cytosol; EKC/KEOPS complex; nucleus. Lineage: Eukaryota; Metazoa; Priapulida; Priapulimorpha; Priapulimorphida; Priapulidae. The coding region runs from base 137 to 655 and encodes 172 amino acids. The transcript has 4 exons. Gene Ontology annotation, biological process: tRNA threonylcarbamoyladenosine modification; telomere maintenance via recombination. The record is from RefSeq and is a predicted model, not a curated record.
UCCAUCAUCCAUAAUGUCAGCUCCCGAUGAGUUGAAUCAUAUGGUUGAAUUUAAAUUUUGCCUGGUUUCUUGGUGUUUAACUUAAUACUGAUAUUCCUAAAUAUGUAAUGAAUUUUACUUUACAUUUAUAGUCAGCAUGCAAGAGAAAUUUGUUUUGGAACAAUUUGAUGGAGAGUCUGUGGCGUUAAGUUUGUUUUCAGACGUAAAAAAUUCCCGGGAAAUUCGUCAAUCAAUCGUUGAAGGGAACGUAGAGGCUGGUGUUCUGACAGCAGCAUUGGUGUUGGCACCCCUGCAGGUGUUGGCAGCUACUGUGAAGGCAGUUCAUGCUCAGAAGAAUGGCAGGCUACGCACCCGCAAUGUCAACUCCGAGAUCGUCUACAACAUGUCAGCGUCGAGAAGCAUCAUGGAUUCGUUCAGUAAGUUUGGGAUACAGGACGACGAUGAAGCCAUCGUGGUCGUGACGCUCGGCGAUUCCUGCGCGCAGAUAGAGACUCUCAUCAACGGCACUGCAGUACCUCUCAGCGGGAUUUCCGAGUUCACAGACACCGACAGGAUAAAGAAGGUCUACAAGAUCAAGGACGCAGAACUGAGCGCUGGGUCACUGCUGGACGCGGUUGUAUCGAGAAUAGCUUCGAAAGAAUUCGUCUCCUACUAAUCGAAAAACCUACUUCGGUGUUUACGCGUCCCGUGGCAGCGCGACUGCAGUGAUCGCUCGCAGAAGUGAGGUCUGUCCGCCACUUACAAAACUACAAUGG